Molecule: messenger RNA, 1125 nt
Organism: Vicia villosa (hairy vetch)
Lineage: Eukaryota; Viridiplantae; Streptophyta; Magnoliopsida; Fabales; Fabaceae
Exons: 1
Coding region: 1-1125 (374 amino acids)
Biological process (GO): meristem maintenance; meristem development
Source: RefSeq, a predicted model, not a curated record
AUGGUUUCUGUCUCACCAUCAUCUGCCGGUGAAAACCAAACUCUUAGAGUUGGGUAUUUUCUCAAACCUUCCAUCCAUGAUUUUCAUUUCCUUCCAUCUCAUUUUUAUAAUUCCUAUGAAACUAGCACAAAAUUGCCACUAGAAAUAAAAUACAAUGGAUGGAGACCACCCACAGAAGAAUGGAAGACAUGGGUCAAAAAGCUACAACCAAAGUUUGAAUAUUUAUGGAUACAAACCGGAAUAUACGGUGCAAUCAAAGCUUCUACAUAUGAAAUAAAAAGGGAUGAUGAGUUGAUUCUUGAACUUGCGAGUAGAUGGUGUUCCAAGAGAAAUACGUUUGUUUUCCCAUGGGGAGAAUCAACAUUAACAUUAGAAGACACUAAUGCCUGUUUUGGUUACUCUCUUUUGGGUUGUUCUGUUUCUAACCCUCUUAUGAACAAUGAACAAGUAAAAGCAAAAGAGGAUUUAAUGGAAGCAAGAAGAAUGUUUAAUAGUUCUAAAGCUAAAAAAGUGAAUCAAAGGGCAUGGAUGAUGUACUUCAUGAAGACUCAAAUUGAAAGCAAAGUGGAGCACGAAGCUUUUCUAGUUUAUUGGUUAUCAAGGUUUGUUUUUCCUGCAAAUGCAUAUGAUACCAUUUUGAAAAGUGUUAUUCCUAUUGCAAUACAUUUAGCUCAUGGAAAUAGAAUAGCUCUUGCACCAGCUAUUUUAGCUAGUAUUUAUAGGGAUUUGAGUUUACUUAAUAGCGUCAUUACAAUAAAUGCCAUAACAACCAUGAAGAGUUCAAGUGUAACUACUAUUUGGGCUCCUUUUCAAUUGAUUCAAAUAUGGGCUUUAGAGAGGUUUUUAGCUCUUAAUCCACGCCCAUAUACAAUAGGACAUGGUUUACCAAAGGUGGCUAGAUGGGGUGGAGUUAAAGUAUUGAAAAAUAAAAACUUGAAAAACGACUUGGAUUGUGCUGGAUUUGAAAAUGGUUUUUUAUGGCAACCGUAUGCGAAUUCACUCUCUGUUGAGGCGGCUUAUAAUGAAAAUGACAUGUGGAAAUGUUAUAAUCCUUGGUGGAAGCAAUCGAAAUCAAACAACGAAAGAGAUAACAAGAGAGUGAAGGUUGAGCAACAUGAAAUGUAA